UUUUUGAGUUCGCUUAGAAAGUAAUGCACUUCAGCCGGCUGCUCCGCACCGCCCUCUGCAUUAUGUGUAUUGUGUGAAAAGUUAUUUUUCUUUGCAUUGCUUUUUAGCAUCUAUAAUUUGUCUAUUGGAGUGGAUUUAUAUUUCAAUCGAUUUAAGUUUAGGAAACAGCAAUGGAACAAAUCCAGAGCAAAGGGGAGCGAAAGGGACUUUGCUGUUCCAAAGUGGAGACACGAUUACUGAAAUGGAUUUUUGCGGUAUCUUUGUUGAGUGUGUUGUCUGUUACAUUGUGCAUAAAGCUUUUUCUUUUAAACACCGAACUUGACUCUAGGAUCGCUCGUUUAGAACGCCGUGAUCUUUCAGAUUCUAAAAACCUUCUCGAUGAGUAUAUCAACAAAUAUUUGGAAGAUAAUUAUGAUCAAAUAUUUUCACUGAAAUUCCAAAAACUUACAUCAAAUCGAAAGACAAGAAGCACAGAUGUGGGAAAUUGUCAAUGUCUUGGUCAACCAGGUAAGAGAAGUUGGUAUGCAUUUGCAGGUUAGUUAAUUAGCAGUUACACCUGUAGUCCCCACACCUGUAUAGAUCUUUG
Messenger RNA from Anneissia japonica, 586 nucleotides. RefSeq lists its product as uncharacterized. Lineage: Eukaryota; Metazoa; Echinodermata; Crinoidea; Comatulida; Comatulidae. The transcript has 2 exons. The coding region runs from base 171 to 539 and encodes 122 amino acids. The record is from RefSeq and is a predicted model, not a curated record.